AAGUGUUCUUUCUCAACCGCCGUGCUCUUACAGUGAAAUGCAGAGGAAUAAAUUCAACAUAGACUGAAAGUUAUACGUUAUUGCCUUGUGGACUAUUAUCAUCUGAUACGUGACUGUUUACUCGUGAGAGAAAUAUUAAGGUUGGAUUUGUUUCCUCCCCCUCUGCUGCUCCUUAGUGUGGGUCCUCCGUCUCUCUCGCAUUAGCGCCUUUCUGCUGCUGCAGUAUGAACGGACACAGGCGGACCGAUUUAGUACACGCGUAUAUCUCGGUUAAAAUGUUUGGCGCUUGAUUGGGAUUUUGGGAACGACUUCAAGACGGACACGUGGAAUAAUAAAUAAUGUCACUGCUUUGAAAUUCGUUCUUGGGAAGUGCACAGGCAAAAGCGUGUGCUUGUUUAUUAUUGGAUCUAUGAAAUAAAGGAUGAAAAUGACCUAUGGCGGAAGUUGAAUCGCAAACAGAGAGACUCUGAGUAAGCUGGACGAAGCCUGUCCCAUAAUCCCCGCUCGUCGGGUCAAGGGACCAUGGGAGAUGGAGGCGUCAAUGCGGUGGGAGAAGGGGUGAAUCAGUCCCAUGUGCUCUUUGACCGCUUCGUCCAGGCCACCACCUGCAAAGGCACUCUCAAGGCUUUUCAAGAGCUUUGUGACUUCCUGGAACUCAAGCCCAAUGAAUACCGUGUGUUCUACCACAAACUCAAGUCCAAGCUCAACUACUGGAAAGCCAAAGCUCUCUGGGCCAAGUUAGACAAGCGCGCCAGCCACAAAGAAUACAAAAAAGGAAGGGCCUGUGCCAACACCAAAUGUCUGAUCAUUGGAGCUGGACCAUGUGGUUUGCGUACAGCCAUAGAGCUGGGCUUCCUUGGAGCCAAGGUGGUUUUGUUGGAAAAGAGGGAUGCAUUCUCCCGAAACAAUGUGCUCCAUCUUUGGCCUUUCACCAUUCAGGAUCUGAGGGGUCUUGGAGCCAAGAAGUUCUACGGCAAGUUUUGUGCUGGAGCCAUCGACCAUAUCAGUAUUCGUCAGUUGCAGCUGAUGCUCUUGAAGGUAGCUCUUCUCCUUGGCAUCGAGAUUCACGUCAACGUGGAGUUCAAAGGCCUCGUUGAGCCACCAGAAGACCAAGAGAAUGAGAGAAUUGGGUGGAGAGCCGAGGUCCACCCCAGAACACAUCCAGUCAAUGAGCUAGAGUUCGACGUCAUAAUUGGGGCUGAUGGGAGGAGAAACACGCUGUCAGGUUUCAGGAGGAAGGAGUUUAGGGGCAAAUUGGCUAUUGCUAUCACAGCUAACUUCAUUAACCGCAACACAACUGCAGAAGCAAAGGUGGAGGAGAUCAGUGGAGUAGCCUUCAUCUUCAACCAGAAGUUCUUCCAGGACCUUAGAGAAGCCACAGGAAUUGACCUGGAAAACAUUGUCUACUAUAAGGAUGACACACACUACUUUGUAAUGACUGCCAAAAAGCAGAGCCUGCUGGAGAAGGGCGUCAUUCUACAUCUUCCUAAGCUGGACUUUGCCAUCAACCAUUACGGCCAGCCUGACGUCGCCAUGUUUGACUUCACAUGUAUGUACGCCUCAGAGAACGCAGCGCUCGUCCGCCAGCGCAACGCCCAUAAGCUACUAGUAGCCCUGGUGGGGGACAGCCUUCUAGAGCCAUUCUGGCCGAUGGGCACUGGAAUAGCAAGAGGCUUCUUGGCAGCCAUGGAUGCAGCGUGGAUGGUGCGGAGUUGGGCUCAUGGAAGCUCCCCUUUGGAGGUGCUGGCUGAACGGGAAAGUAUCUAUCGACUGCUGCCUCAGACGACACCAGAGAAUGUGAGCAAGAACUUUAGCCAGUACAGCGUGGACCCGACUACACGGUACCCCAACAUCAGCCUUCACAAAGUGAGACCCAACCAGGUACGGCAUCUGUUAGACACCGGAGAAACCAGGGAUUUGCGGGUCGACAUGGAGAAUGUGGUCAACUCAUCAACUCCUAAACUCAAAAGAAAUGAAAUUCUGCUUGAGAAGCAAUUGCAAGAGUCCAUCGUGCGCUCCAGUAAGCUGCUGAACUGGUGUCAAAGACAGACGGAGGGAUACAGAGGUGUCAGCGUGUCUGAUCUCACCAUGUCCUGGAAGAGCGGCUUGGCCCUGUGUGCGCUCAUCCACCGAUACAGACCAGACCUCAUUAACUUUGACUCGUUGGAUGAGAAAGACAUGGAGAAGAACAACCAGUUGGGUUUUGACGUGGCCGAAAAAGAGUUUGGGAUUUCUCCCAUCAUGACCGGGAAGGAGAUGUCAGUUGUGGUGGAGCCUGACAAGCUCUCCAUGGUGAUGUACCUCAGCCAGUUCAACGAGAUGUUCAAGGACACUGUGCCACCUGGUGAAAACCACAAUCUGAGCCCUGAGGAGAAGGCGGCGUUGAUUGCCAGCACUAAAUCACCCAUCUCGUUCCUCAGUAAACUGGGUCAAAGCAUCGCUAUCUCCCGCAAACGAAACCCCAAGGAUAAAAAAGAAAAGGAACUGGAUGGUCUGGGGAAAAGACGAAAGACCAGCCAGACUGGACAAUCAGAGGAUGAAGAGUUGCAGAGGGUUAAUCGAGACGACAGGCCCUCUAUAGCUACUGCUCUGGCAGAACGUAAAAUUGACUCGGCUGCAGCAGCGAACAACAACAACAAAGUGAAGUCGAUGGCCACACAGCUGUUAGCGAAGUUUGAGGAGAACGCCCCGACGCAGUCCACCGGUCUCAAACGACAGGGGGACUGCAUGCCCGAUCUGGGGCUCAUACUGACCCCCUCUCCGGCCGCUCCCUCUCUGAAAGAUUCAGUGCGGCUGGCUCCAGUCCCUGCAUGGAGGAAGGCCAGCAGCGGGACUGAGGUCUUGAGGAGCUGCCCUAAGAAAACCAUUCUCCUUUCUUCUUCCUCACCCUCAUCUUCCUCAUUCUCUUCAUCGUUUCUUCCACACGCACAGGGUUCCUUGCGGAAGGAGUUCCCUCAGAAUAUUGGAGGCAGCGAUGUGUGUUUCUUCUGUCGGAAGCGCGUCUAUGUGAUGGAGCGUCUCAGUGCAGAGGGAAAGUUUUUCCAUCGCAGCUGCUUCAAGUGCGACUACUGUGGCACCACCCUCCGGCUGUCCUCCUAUGCCUUCGAUGUUGAGGAUGGGAAGUUUUACUGUAAACCACACUACUGCUACCGGCUUUCUGGUCUAGCACAGAGAAAACGGCCUGCGCCUGCUGCUGCUGCUCCCGUAAACCCCAAGGAGCCCCAGGUGUUGGCGGUAACCCCCAACACAGUGGAUGCCCCAGGCCAAGCCAUAACUUCUCAGGCCCCUGUGGAACGCCAGCCAUCAGUGACAGAGGUGAACGGGGUUACAGAGCCCAGCGUGGCCAAACGUCUUAAAGGGACUCCUGAGAGGAUCGAGCUGGAGAACUACCGUCUAUCUAUGAUGAGAGAGGAGGAGCUGCAGGAGGUGCCCGAGGAGACGCUGGCUGAGCACAACCUCAGCAGUGUGCUGGACAAAGCCACCGACAUCGAGGAGGGAUCCAGCAGCUCAGAGUCUGAUAUGGAGGAAGAGGAUGAAGAACCGGAAGCUGCCGGCCCGUCUGAUCUGGGUGGGGUUCCCUGGAAAGAGGCGGUGGAGCUCCACACUAAACUAAAGGGAGGAAGCGACCCUGGAGCAGCAGAAGAUGAUGAUCGCCUUCAUGACGGAGAUGGAGAGAUGGACGAGGAUGAAGAGGAGGAAGAUGAAGACGAGGAGGAGGAAGAAGAGGAAUCGAGUGAUGCGGAAGAGUAUUUCCCCUGGGACAGGGAGCUUCAGGCAGGUCUUUGGUUGGAGAAUCUCACAAAUGAAGAGGAUACGGGUAUAUUUAAAGCUAGGAACCUGCAAAUCCAGCAAGCCAUACAUCCAGUAGACCCUCUAGACAUCCAGAUGGACAACCACUGGACAUCCAAACAAGCUGAGGGGCUGGUUGAGGGCCACUCGAUGUCACCCUUAGGCUCUCAGCCCUCGCUGAACAACACCCAGCUCACACAGCCCACCUCCUCCACAGCCCCCUCCCACAAAGCCAUGCGUCAUGAGACUGUCAGAGCCUGGUUGGACUCGAUGUCUGGAGAGCCCUGUGAAGAGGAUGAUGACCCAGAAGCAGAAGCAAGCAGUCCUGACUUUGAGCCAGGCACUGAAAUAGAUCAAGAGGACAUUCCCUCAGAUGCAGAGGCUGAAGCUCGUUCAAGUUGCAUAGAUGAAGUGGUGACGCUUCCAGUGGAUAAUGGCAAAGCAGAGAGCCAGGGACAUGUUUCUAACACUGAGAAAACAUCUGCAAAUCCAAGGGAAUUGAUUGUGAACGUUGUGCUGUCUCCAACCCAAAAACCUGCUUUACCCAUUGAAGAGGUGAAAGAAGUUUCUCCUGUUAUUCUAGUUAAAUCUCCUGGUGCACGGUUUUUCCCUGAGCCCUAUCUACCUGAUAAUGUCAAACCGAAAAUUCCCCUUGAUGCUAAAAAUCCCCAUUCUCCUGUUGCUCAAAUUGUUGCGCUAUCGCCCAUCUGUUCCCAACCUGUUUCACAACCAGAGACAGCGAAUCCCAAAUCUCCUGUCCAGCCCGAGCCUUGUGCCUGCUCUCCAACAGGUAAUCCUUUAUCUCCAAUAUGUACCCAGUCACAACCCUGCCACGAGCCACCCUCACCCCUCUCCACAAGCUCCCCUGUCAGGACUCAGCCAGUCCCAGCAGUCACUUCCACUCCUUUGGCUAAACCUGCUUCUGAGAAGAGAACCAAUGAACCCUUGAAAGAUUCAGUGCCUGAGGAAACCCCCGUCAGGAAAACAGACCUCAUUGAGGAGUUCUGGUUGAAGAGUGCAGAGAUCAGAAAGAGUUUAGGACUCACUCCACUGGAACGAAGCAAAACGACAGUGGAGAAGAGCAUUGUGAAAACUCCAACGUCUGAAUCAUCAUCUCCAAAGUCUUACACCCCAGAGGACUUUUCUGAAGAGCAGAAGCCUACUUUCACAGGCCGUUCUAUCAUACGCAGAAUUAACAUUACCUUGGAGGGUCAGGUUAUAUCUCCGGUGGAACCUAAGAGUAAUAGUUCUGAGAAGAAAGACUUGAGCAGCAGUUCUGGGUUGGGUCUUAAUGGAAGCGUGACUACCAGUCAGACAGCAGCUAGUGACAGCUACAACAACUCUGAUUCUACCAUGCUAACCCCUCCUUCCAGUCCCCCACCACCUCCACCUAAUGAGAAGCCAGCUUCGCUCCAAAACAAAAGGCCUCAGGUGUCCUGGGACAACCUCCUUGAAGCCACAGAGGAACCUAAACCUGAGACUACACCCCCUAAACCGAAGACUCCAGUUAGUCCUCCUCAACCAAAACCAGUUACGGCUCCAGUUCCAGACCCUAGAACUAACCCACCUGUUGUUAUGAGGGUAAAGGAACCGAAUAAACCACGCUGUGAAGAAGUGAGAAAGUCUUUUGUGGAGUGUGUAGAUGAGAUCCCAUUUGCUGAUGACGUUGAAGACACGUACGAUGACCGCACUCCAGACACAAGUGGUCUGGAAAAAUUUUCCACCCCGCCAACCAGCAAGGUCAACCGGGAGAAACCGCCUUUGCACUUGGCGCUGGCAAUGGAAAAUGGCAAGCCCAAUGUACCUGGUGGAGUUUCCCGGACAGCAAAGGGUCCCCAAGAUUUUUCUCCAGAAGCCAAGGAGAUCGCAGAAGAGCGAAUGAGGGCACGGGAAAAGUCUGUGAAGAGCCAAGCUCUAAAGGACGCCAUGGCCAAGCAGCUUACUAAGAUGAAAGAAUCAGAUGCUGCCAAGGGUGCUGUGGCAAAAGUAGCCUGGAAUGUUCCUGAGACAACAGGGAAAAACAAAAAGCAAUCAAACACACCCAAGGACUCUGCAGUGAAGGCUUUGGAGUCCAAAAAGCAGACAGACACACUACCUGACCGUUUCUUCACCACACCAACCAGUAAGAACUUGGACAGUUCUGUCACAUCUUCAGAAAGCUCAACAGGGGGCAAAAGCAAGAAGCGCAGCUCACUGUUUUCUCCACGCAAGAACAAAAAGGAAAAGAAAGCCAAAAAUGAAAGGCUCUCUGGCACAGAAGAGACUCCACCCAAACACAAGUCCCUGUGGAAGACGGUGUUCUCUGGUUACAAGAAGGACAAAAAGAAGAAAGACGGCAAGUCAUGCCCAAGCACACCUUCAAGCUCUACAACUGCAGACUCAGGGAAGAAGAAAGAAUCACCACUGGACAGGUCCUCAGAUUUACGUCUGAGGAGAAAUCUCAGCUUUUCUGAGGACUCUGAUCUCUCCUGUGACGAUGUUCUGGAAAGAUCCUCUCAGAAGUCCAAGGGUGAUCGCCAUGUGGACCUGUUUGACUUGGUAUCAGAUUUUAAAAAAGAGGCAAUUAAAGAGGAGAAAUCCAAAGAGAAGGAUAAGGACAGGGUGAAGGAAAAAGGAAAAAGAGUAACAGAGAAGGGCAAGGAAAGGUCAAAAGAGAAGGAGAAUGAAAGAAGAGUCAAAGAAAAGAUUGUGAAAAUGAAGGAUGUGCAACAGGAGAAAGGAAAAGAGGAAGAGUCUGUUUAUGUACCUCAUGCAUUGGCGUUCAAGAGAUCGUAUGCCACAAAGAAAACAUACACAGAGGAGGAACUCAAUGCCAAGUUGACAAGAAGAGUACAGAAAGCUGCACGGAGGCAGGCCAAGCAAGAGGAGCUCAAGAGACUCCACAGAGCCCAGAUCAUUCAGAGGCAGCUGGAGCAGGUGGAAGAGAAACAGAGGCAGUUAGAGGAGAGAGGUGUCGCUGUGGAAAAGGCAUUGCGAGGGGAAGCAGGGUUGUAUAAAGGUUCUAGUGUUAGUCCAAAACAGCGUAAGAGGCGCUCAGACUAUUGGGGAGAGUCUAAUUACAGUGAGAUCCUGGAUUUGCAUCUGGGCGGAAUGGGUAAAAAGGACGAUCCAAAGCUGAUGCAGGAAUGGUUUAAACUGGUCCAGGAGAAGAAUGCCUUGGUGCGCUAUGAAUCGGAGCUGAUGAUAUUUGCUCGUGAGCUGGAGUUGGAGGACAGACAGAGUCGACUGCAACAGGAACUGCGAGAACGCAUGGCAGUAGAUGACCAUCUGAAGACCGAGGAGGAACUUGCGGAGGAGAAACAGAUUCUGAAUGAGAUGUUGGAGGUAGUCGAGCAAAGAGAUUCUCUGGUGGCCCUGCUGGAUGAGCAGAGACUCAGGGAGAAAGAAGAGGAUAAAGACCUGGAGGCGGUGAUGCUCUCUAAGGGUUUCAACCUCAACUGGGCUUAGCAUAACAAUGACGAAACGCUUCUGACCGCCAGCGAUUCCCAGUUUCACUGCAGGGAGUGUAAAAAAUUGCAGAAAGAAUCGGUCUGUCUCCCCCGUCGAUUUUAUUGGGCAUGUCAACAACGUUUACAAAUCCACUCAUGAGCACUAUGAUGUUUACGAGUUCUCCUGGCACGACUCAGGGCGUUUUGUCCCUCGGCAGCCAAGGCAUUGGUUCUGUGCAAGACGUUCUCUCAUUCAGAAUGGGAGAAUGCGUCAAUUUACAGAUAUAUUUUUAUUUAAUUUUUUUUUUGGGACUUGAAAAGGGACAUAUCAAUCCUGCUGACGUUGAGGAAGUCUGAGACUAAUGAUCCUACAAAAAGCCAGUCUUGUUUUUCAGAGAACGUCUGGUCAAACAACUGUUACGUUUUCAUGGGCGAGAGACGUUUGGACUUGAUUUCCUAUAAUGCGUUUUCUACCUUGACUACUGACUGAAAAAGUACAGCUGUUUUCUCUCGCUUCGCACUCCUCUCCUGUUUAAUAUAACACACUAUAAGCUUCAGACCUCCAUGCAACAGAUGAAUGAAGUCUUCAGGUGUGGUUCACAGAUAAGCAUGUGAUGGACUUCUGUAAUUGACACAGACACCCAUCAGUGACCGACACGUGUUGUGUUUGUAGCAUCGACAAUUGUACAAUUUUCAAAUCUGUCAGUAGCCACCUGAUAUUAGAGAUAUUGGUGUACGCUGGGAGCGCAACUGUCUCGAUGUUACGUACUUCACUGAUGUUGGUUUCCAUUUGUCUUGAAUGGCGUUACCACACAUAUAUCCUAAAAUCAGUUUACAAUCAUUUAUAAUCCAUGAUGAAUAUCUGAUACUUGUACUAUAGUUUACAUAAAGCAGUGGAGUAUAUAUUCAUACAUAAACUUCCUCAGUGCAUAUAGAAUAUACAUAUACACCCAAUAUGCAUUGAUAUACAAUCAAAUGCAUUAUGCAUUUUGUUGGUUGGUCAGUGGUUUCAAGAACAGUUAAGGCACCCACAGCUUUUCUGACUUUAUUUAGCAUCAAAUCAGAUGGAGAAAUGGUGCCCAAUUUCCCAUUUAAUUAUCUGCCACCAAGGUUUGGUGUCGUACUUUCCACUUCCUCCAGAUUUGGAGCAACAUGCAUUUUUUAACUUCUCAUGCAACAGCUCUUCACAUCCACAGAGUUUUCUUAUCUUUGCAGAGUGUGUUAUUUAUAAUUGUCUUUGUCAAGUU
Molecule: messenger RNA, 8464 nt
Organism: Sinocyclocheilus rhinocerous
Lineage: Eukaryota; Metazoa; Chordata; Actinopteri; Cypriniformes; Cyprinidae
Gene: mical3a
Product: microtubule associated monooxygenase, calponin and LIM domain containing 3a
Exons: 41
Coding region: 523-7236 (2237 amino acids)
Molecular function (GO): protein binding; FAD binding
Source: RefSeq, a predicted model, not a curated record